This is a messenger RNA of Entamoeba dispar SAW760, 1026 nucleotides long. Its product is annotated as dual specificity protein phosphatase, putative. Bases 1 to 1026 code for a protein of 341 amino acids. Gene Ontology annotation, cellular component: cytoplasm. Lineage: Eukaryota; Evosea; Mastigamoebida; Endamoebidae. The record is from RefSeq and is a predicted model, not a curated record. The transcript has 3 exons. Gene Ontology annotation, molecular function: protein tyrosine/threonine phosphatase activity; protein binding; MAP kinase tyrosine/serine/threonine phosphatase activity. Gene Ontology annotation, biological process: negative regulation of MAPK cascade; protein dephosphorylation.
AUGCAUAGAAGAAGGGACAUUGGAAUAGAUUUCACAAAAAAGAAAAUUACUAAUACAAAUAUGCUCAAACAAUUAAUUAAAUACAUAAAAACAGAAAAAUUUCUUGGUAGUGACGUAAAGUCAUUAAUAUAUCAAGAUAAUGGAUUAACUGAUAUUUGUACAUUUAACCUAUUUAGUAAUCUUCAGAGUAUUGAUAUCAGUAAUAAUAAAAUUGAAAGUAUUCCUAAAAAUCUAACAACUAUUCAACAACUUAAAUCAUUAAAUUUAUCUCAAAAUAAAAUAAGUGAUGGAAUGGAUAUAAUAAGUAAAUUACCAUUACUUACAUUUCUUGAUCUUUCUAAUAAUAAUAUUAAAGAAUUUGAAAUUGGAAGAAUUUCACAAUUAACAUCUCUUGAAAUACUUAAAAUAACAAAUAAUGAAAUACAUACAUUUGAUUAUAAUAGUUUAAAACCAUUAAAAUCAUUAAAAGAAUUUUAUAUUAAUACAAAUUAUAUUGAAUCACCUAUUUUUACAGAAACAACAAUUUGUCUUCUAUUUCCAUCACCAUUUUUUCAAUUAAUACCUAAUAAAAUUGAUGAACAUAUUUAUUUAGGGUCAUUAGAUUCUACAAGAAAUCGAGAUAUUUUAAUAGAAAGAAAUAUUACAGGAAUAUUAUCAUUAGGAGUUAAAGCCAUUAUUGUAAGUAAAAAAAUUCAAGUAGAAUAUAUUGAUAUUGGAGAUUUAGCAAGUGAAGCAAUUGAUCAAUAUUUUACAAAAUGUUUUGAAUUUAUGGAUUCAAUAAUUAAAGGAGGAGGAUCUAUUUUAAUUCAUUGUCAUGCAGGAAUAUCACGAUCUAGUACAAUUUUAAUAGCAUAUUUAAUGUAUAAAAAAAUGUGGAGUUAUAAAGAAGCAGUUAUAUUUAUUAAAAAGAAAAGACCAAUUAUAUCACCUAAUUCAGGAUUUGAGAAACAACUUAUAAAUUUUGAACAUAAAUUAUUUAAUAAUGGUGAUUUAAAUAAUGAAGAAAAUGAAUUAGAAGAAGAAUGA